AUGUCCGAUCCUAAAUACGCCGGGUCGAAGUUGCUUUCGAGGGGUCCUCUGGACCCCAAGGAAGCCAAAUGGACUCGAUUGGUCAUGUCAUCGUAUACGGACCCCAAUGGUGUUGAGAGGACGUGGGAGUCUGCGGAGCGUCAGACACGCCCCGCAAACUGCGAGAUUGACGGCGUUGGAAUCGUGACAAUCCUCAACAAAGAAACCGGGCCAGAGCUUCUCCUGCAGAAGCAGUACCGCCCGCCUAUCGAUAAGGUAGUCAUUGAGGUGCCUGCUGGGCUGAUUGAUCCCAACGAGACGGUGGAGGAGUGCGCUGUGCGUGAGCUCAAGGAGGAGACGGGUUACGUUGGCGUGGCGGAGCAGACUAGUAGUGUUAUGUAUAAUGACCCUGGGUUCUGCAAUACCAACCUCAAUAUGGUGCAUGUCCGGGUGGAUAUGUCGUUGCCAGAGAACCAGAACCCGAAGGCCCAGCUUGAAGACAAUGAGUUCAUCGAGUGCUUCACUGUGCCUCUGUCUUCGUUAUUCGAGGAAAUGAAGAAGCUCGAGCGGGAGGGAUACGCUAUUGAUGCUCGGGUGGGUACAAUAGCUGAGGGAAUCGAACUUGCGAAGAGAUUCAAGCUUUAA
Molecule: messenger RNA, 624 nt
Organism: Aspergillus niger
Lineage: Eukaryota; Fungi; Ascomycota; Eurotiomycetes; Eurotiales; Aspergillaceae
Exons: 4
Coding region: 1-624 (207 amino acids)
Biological process (GO): ribose phosphate metabolic process; nucleoside phosphate metabolic process
Cellular component (GO): nucleus; cytosol
Molecular function (GO): ADP-ribose diphosphatase activity
Source: RefSeq, a predicted model, not a curated record